AUGUCGUUGCGUCGAUGUCUAGUACCCGGGGGAGAAGGGGAGGAUCGGUACUCCUCGUCCUACACGUCGUCGAAGUCUUCGUCGGCCAGCAGCAUGCCGAGCAACGCGGUACAUGUGCGGCAGCGUGAAGACCGUCCUUUCGUGGGCACGAAUCCCGGGGCUGCUUCUGCCUACAACCCCGGGACUGCCUACAACCCCGGGGCUGCCUAUAACCCUCCAGCGGGUUCCUACAAUCCGGGGGGUUCGGCCUACAACCCUGGGGCGUAUAAUCCUGGGUCUUACAACCCAGGGACUGGGGGCUACACGAGUGCGGUACCACCGUACGCGGGUGGCGAUCAGUACACAACGUCCUCCGGAAGUAGUUCGAGUUACUCUUCGUCUGAGGCGCAGUUGGACACGGCGAACAUUUUGGAGGAGUACGAGCAGAAGGCGUUGGACAAGGUGAGUGCGCCGCCGAACGCGAGCUUGUUGUAUGAGCCGAAGCGUCCGUUUACGCCGUUUGUGAGUGUGGGCCCGAUUAUUGGGAUGGUAUCUGAGACGAUUGCGCGAGUGUUGAUCGAGACGUCAGCGGACGUGGAGGUAAAGUGUUUCCUGACAGACGCACAUGGCGUCCAGCAUGGGGUGAGCCAGGUGUGCGAGAAGAACACACCUGCGGUCUUCGUCUUCGAGGAACUGCGAGCCGGCACGAAGUACCGCGUGUCCUUCAACAUACCCGUGCCCGGGGUGGUGAGUUCCGCCCUUACCACACUGCCGCCUAACUGGGGCAGUGCUACCGCUCCUGCUCGGAUCGCUGCGGUGUCCAACCAUGACCUACGGGCCAUCGCUGGCACGGCUGCGGGCAGCGGCAAAGAUGUGUGGCGCACGCUUUACAAGGACCACAAGGCGGGCACGGCCAAGGCGGGGAAAGGAGGUUGUUGCACACGUCCCCGGGGGACCGUUGAAGACGGCGUCGGUUCCACCCAGGGCUCCGUUUCUGGCUCGGCUUACAACGCGAUGGGCGCGGGUUCGAGUCGCGGCAAUGACGGUUACGGCGCCGCGAAUUCUACUACUCUAGGCGAUUCAGUCGCCGGCAAGUUCGAUUAUCUACUGUUGCUGGGCAACCUUGUGUACGUAGACAGCUCGGACUACGUGGAGACCAAGGAGGGGCGUCUGCCGACGGAGGAGAAUGAUGCCGCGUUUUUGGACGGGCUUGAGUUGGUGGAGGAUCUGAGUCCUUCUCAGUUCGGAGACGUCGAGGACAAGGUGCUGGAGAUGUUCCGGAAUGUUUAUCGCGAUACACUUACUCAUCCCACACUGCGUCACGUCUUAGCCAAUGUGCCCUGUCUUUCGCUCCCAGGUGACAUGGAACUUGGUUUGUGCAUGGACGACGAUGCGGACAAGCCGCGCAAUUUCGUGCACGCGUGUGCAUACAAAGUUUAUAACGAAUAUUUCCGCGCAUUGUUUGAAGAGGUCGGAGACGGGCAAGGUGGCGAAAUCAUGAUCGGACAGGCGUAUCAUUUCCAUGCAUUCGGGGAUGUUGGAUUCAUGCUUCUUGAUUGCAAGGCACAACCCCUCUUCCACAGGUCUAGCAAGCAUGUGCAUGAAACACCAUUCCUUGGUUACCGCCAAUGGGCUGACAUAGACUAUGCACUCUCCGAAAGCGGCUACCUAUCCUUAUGUCGCACUAUUGUCGUCGCUAGUGUCACACCCAUCGUACUGGCACCGGAAAGCGUCUGGCUGACCGGAUCCGUCGAACGCCAGAUGGAACUCCUUGCCACAUGGGCAUGCGCAGAUGGCGUGGAUGAAGCCAGUCUCCUACUCAGCAAACUCAACGACUGGAAACACAGAAAAGAUUCCCGUGAGGUCGUGCUCAUGUGCGGCAACCCUGUCAACGGAGGAGUCACCAUCAUCACUGACUCUCGAUAUGCAGGCAACCGUGGCACCCUUAAACAAAUCACAGCCGGUCCUAUCGCUGUCAAACAACACAAGGGAGUAAGCAAACUGCAGGGCUCACUGACCAAUAACGCCGUGGGUGUGUACCACAAGUUCCACCACAGCCAGUUGUGCAACAAGAACUCGUAUGGUACGCUGCAACUGGUCAUCGACAAGGAUCUGGGCACUCAGGUGACUGCUCGUGUGGUGGCCGCAUAG
Gregarina niphandrodes is the source of this 2130-nucleotide messenger RNA. RefSeq lists its product as hypothetical. The coding region runs from base 1 to 2130 and encodes 709 amino acids. The record is from RefSeq and is a predicted model, not a curated record. Lineage: Eukaryota; Apicomplexa; Conoidasida; Eugregarinorida; Gregarinidae. The transcript is spliced from 2 exons.